AUGAAUGUUUCUUCUGAAAAUUUUGUGGAUUAUGGACAAGUUGUUGUUGGGUGCGUGUACAAGGAUCUCCAUGAGUUACUACAGUUGAAACAGCCCACAAAGAAAAGAACAGGCAUUACAAGGCAUAUAAGCUCCAGGAUAAUGGUCAUCGCUAUGAAUCCAAAACCAGAAAAAUUGCGACAAAAUGUAAUCUUGAAGUUCAGAAACCUAGAGGAAGAAGGAAGGAAGAGAUGCGCGUUUUGGAGUGGCAGAGAAAGUUCCAUGUCAGACGGAUUUUCAUUAAAAGGAUGUGAUCUAGUUACAUCGGAAAGAAACCCGGAAGAAACAAUUUGCAGCUGCAAUCAUCUGACUCACUUUGCUGUGUUAGUCGACUACAACAGCGACUCAAAGCUCACCGAGGAGGACGAAACUAUUCUGGAAAUUACAACCUAUGUGGGACUAAGCCUUUCCAUUAUUGGGAUAGUUUUGACAAUUAUUCUAUAUUCCUUCCUCACAGAUGUUCGUCAGCCUCUGUCUCAAAUACGACUCAGUCUUUCUGUCUCCCUUGGAGCUGGAUAA
This is a messenger RNA of Stylophora pistillata, 558 nucleotides long. Its product is annotated as adhesion G protein-coupled receptor L4-like. The record is from RefSeq and is a predicted model, not a curated record. NCBI's taxonomy places the organism in Eukaryota, Metazoa, Cnidaria, Anthozoa, Scleractinia, Pocilloporidae.